Biomphalaria glabrata is the source of this 5123-nucleotide messenger RNA. Its product is annotated as modulator of smoothened protein-like. The record is from RefSeq and is a predicted model, not a curated record. The transcript is spliced from 3 exons. Lineage: Eukaryota; Metazoa; Mollusca; Gastropoda; Planorbidae. Gene Ontology annotation, biological process: negative regulation of smoothened signaling pathway. Bases 144 to 650 code for a protein of 168 amino acids. Gene Ontology annotation, cellular component: ciliary membrane; Golgi apparatus.
GAAGGAACUACUUAUGAAUGCGGUAAUUACUGGGAAGUAAAUAGGUCCGGAAAAAAUGGAUAAUAUUCUCCAACAAAAAUAAUACAUUCAUGUAUCACCAAUUACCACUGUAUGCUACCUGAUAUCUUCAUAGUUCAUAGAAAAUGGACAAACUUUCGAUAAUAUCGGGUGCAUUAUUUUUUGCAGCCGAUAUAUUUGCAGUUGUGAGUUUAGCAAUGCCUCACUGGAUAGUUUCUGAAAUAGGAGGGGAUACUAACAUUGGACUGCUGAAGACAUGUCUAACGAUAUAUGGCAGACCACAAAUUUGCUUUAUGCCGAGUCCAGUUCGUGGAGAAUGGCUGUUGACAUUCAUCUGUAUUGUUUUGGGCAUAAUCUGUAUUAGUGUUACUAUUGUAUUGCUUGCAUUGUCUUACUGGGAGUACCGUGUUAUGAAGUUUGCCAGAUGGCUUGGAUUUGUAGCAAUGAUUUUAUUUUGCCUAGCCGCUGUGAUUUUCCCAAUUGGCUUUGACAUGGAUCAGAUAGGAGGUGAAGCUUACCAGCUGCCAAACAACUACAGGGUUGGAAUCUCCUAUAUUUUCUUCGUCUUAGCUUUGUGGAUCACUGUCGUCUCACAGUUGUUUGCCAGCAAAGUCUGCCUGCCACACUUUUAAAUAUCUGACACUGCACCAGGCUUAGUUACACAGAUUAGGUAUAUUGUAUCACCUAGUUGACAAAUGCCUUGGAUCUUAAGAAUGGAUACAUGCUUACAUUGAUAGUAUUAUUAAUUUUCAGUUUUUAACAAACCAUUCCAAACAUGAAUUUUUUUUAUUUUUUUUUAUUGUUAUAUAAUGAAAAAAAUGUAUUAUAGAAGUGUACAGUUUGUAUAUUUAGAAUUUAAAAUAUAAUUCAAAAUUUGACUAGAUUGAGUGAUAGAGAACACUAAAAAGUGCAAUAUUUCUGUUUUGUCUAACUUCAGGCUUGUGAAGAUUGUAAAAAAUGUAUCAUUGUAAAAUAUGUAUAUAGUUUUUAAAAAUGCAUUUUUGUUAAAUGCUUUAAAAACAUGUCAUCUCAUGUUUGUUUCUGUGUAGUAUUUCUCUGAACAGAUCUCCCUGUAAACAAUGAACAAAGUAAUGAUACUUUUCAUUGAGUACAUCUAACAUGUAAUAGCUUUUGUUCUGUUGUUCUACCACUGGAACAGUAGGCAACAUGAUUACAGCAGUGAUCAAACAUACUUUCUUACUUUUAUUUGCAUUUGAAAACAAAAAUUAUAGAAGGUUUGUUUGUAUUUGAUCAAACAUUAAUUGUUAUGUAUGUCUUUCAGUAAUUAUGUUUAAGUUCAUAUUACAGUGAUGUUAUUUUUUGUCAUUAGCCAAAAAGCAAGUCUACAAACUUGUCUUGGUACAAAAUUUUGAUUACUUAGCUGAAACAUAUUCAAAUUUCUUAGCUUUUUAUUUAAUUAAAAAGGGAAAAUUAAAAAAAAAUGAUACUCAAUUACCUUCAAGCUCUUUAUGUAUUUAUCAAGGACUAAAACUUGUUGCCAAACUUGCUAAUUUUUUGGUGUGUAAUAAUAAUCUAAAAUUUAAGUUCACAAUAGGUUUAAACAAAAAAAUACUUAAUAUUUAAUAAUAAUAUUUAAAAGUUUACAUUACUAUGUAAAAUGGAAUCCCAACUCUUUUUUCUGAGCUGUUAAAACUUUAGGAAUUUAUCUUUCUAAAUAAAAUCAAGGUUAACAAGUCCAACGCUACUCAACAAAAAAAAAAAUAAUUAUAAUUUUAAAAAGUUUAAUCAGUUCUAAAAAUUUAGAUCUUGUCAAAACAAUAAAAUAUUUGUGUAAAUAGCAUUCAAACCAAGGCCAUGAUUAGUAGCAUACAAAUUACUUACACUAUUGUACUUCAUAGUACUAUUUGUGUGAACCAGGAAAUUCUAAUUAUGUCUAUGAUGUGUGUCGCUGCCAUUAAUUAUGUGUCAGAGCAAAUGAUUGUUUUUUUUCAUUGCAAGGGCUGGUGGCAUCUUUGAUAUAAAUGUAUACAUUUAAGCCUACUUAUAAAUAUGUUAAAAGUUCAAAGUUUACUAUAUAUUUGAUAGCAUUUUCUGUUCAACUCAGUUCUUUUAUUACAUUAUAUCAUAUUCAGUUAUCAAAAGGUCAAUGUAACAUAUCAAGCUGAUUGAGGCAGUGAAAUUGAUGAUUUUGUUCUCGUUGCAUACACUUGUCUAUAUUCAUUUUUUAUGUACUGGGACUGUAUGGCUUCUAUUUGAUGUUGAUAUGAACCAACCUUAAAAAAGAGAGCUGUUUAAUCAACAAUGCUGAUUGCUUCAAUUAGAUCUAAAUCAAACAGUGUGAUCUGGAAUUAAAAGGGAAAACCUUCCAAUAUUAAUCUUAAUUAAUCUUUCAUUUGGAUUUUAAGAUUUUCUUUCCAUUGUAUGUCUUUAGUGACUUACUGACCUCUAAUCGGCACCUUGUGUAAACUUUAUAUCUCAAUGCCCAAUAACGCAUUUUGGUUGCGAAUUAUUGCUCUGUUGUAAUAUUAAUUCUGUGUUUAUUUUUUGCCAAAUGUAUUGUAGUCUUGUGGUGCUAGUUAUUUAAUGGAUGGUGUUUUUGGUUACUAUAAAAUGUCAUUUAAUUAGCUUGUGCACAAGUAACUUGACAUGUUAGUUAAUUCUCUUUUGUCACAUUGCAUGGCUUCAUUGCAUAAAAAAUGUAUAUGAAAUAUAAUCUUUAGUCAAUGGCAUUUAUAAAAUAAUUUUCUAUUUUGAAAAAAAAAAUUUUUUUACAUUGUUAUGUAUUUAUCUUCUUCUGUCUAAAUGUACACAUGAACACACAAAUGAAAACAAUGCAAAGAACUUGAACUUCCAUUUCUUAUAACUUUAUUUACUAAAGAAAUCUAGUAAUUAGCCGCAGUACAUUAGAAGUUGAAAGACUCUGCUUUCAACUUUGCGAUAUCUGCUUUCAGCUGUACUUAUCUCUAUUAAAUUUGUAACCAGCCGUACUCAGCUCAACCGCCUUAGUCAACUGCCUGUACAGUUCUCUCUGGUUUUUAUAGGGUUCCCAAGUUGGUUUCAUUUUCAUUUCUUGGUGUUUUGUGUCCAACUGUGUCUGGGAUGGUUACAUGCACAUCAGCAAUUGAGCCAUUUCCUUUACAGAGGUUCCAAGAACCGUUUCCAGUUUUCUUCCAACAGAAAUAUAUAACAGCUACUGGGAUAGUAACAAUGACUGCACAGGUCACAACACUAGCGACAAUUUGAACAUUUGAAUUCUUUCCUGUUGUUUAAAAGUCAUUAGCAUUGCAUCUUUAGUCAAGUCACUGUGCUUGACAAACAAUGCAAGUAGACUGGCAGAACUUGAUAUUUUCAGCACAAAUAUUAUAUUAGAAACUAUGAAGUGCAAACUGUAAACAUAAAAAAUCUACCAUUGUCGAUACGAAAUGGUCAUUUAUAAAGCAUAAAUGUGUUAGGUGCUUCCACGCUGCGUCUUAUGCAGAUAAAUCAAACAGAGGUAACUCUCAAAUAUCAAUAUCAAGUAACACAAGGUGAAAGGCCAACAAGCCAGUCGAUGCUGAUAGUGAAUGUUGAACAAAAAGUUUAAUAACAACGGAGGGAACCGUCGAAUGUCAUCAAGCUAAAUCUCAACAUCCAUAAAAACUGCUUCUCUCUAAAGCCUUCAGAAGUAGUCUUUAACCAAGAGUUGGUUGAGUAGUUUAUUUGAAGACAUUUCAACCAGAAAAGUAUCCCACUUCUGACACCAACUGUUACAUAUUUAUUUAUCUUCUGGCUAAAUGUACACAUGAAAACACAAAAGAAAUCAAUGCAAAGAACUUGAACUUCAAUUACUUAUAACUUAAAUUACUAUUAAAAUUUAGUCGCUAAAAUUUAGUCGCUGUAGAUUAGAAGGUGGAAGGCUGUACAAUAUCUGCUUUCAACUGUACUUAACUCAAACUUGUAACAAGCCGUACUCAAAAUAACAGCUGUUUGUCAACUGCUCAUACAGUUCUCUCUGGUUUUUAUAGGGUCCACAAUCGUUCUCAAAUAUUGCAUAAACACUCCUAGUACCUUCUGGAACAUCACAUGAGGAUACGUCACAUCCUGUCUUUUUUUAGGAAGUGAGAAAAUUAUUUUUUUUCUUAUGCCUGCCUCAAGCUAUCCAUGUAUGAGGGAUGUGAUAAUAGUGUAUCCUACAUCUAAAUAAAAAAAAAUGCCCAAAGUGUGUGAGCAUAAUGAAUAUAUUAAGGACCUGUGCUAUUUCACUAACUCACUUGGUCUUGCCAUGUCAAUGUUAAGCAAACUGUGCAGUCAGUGCAAGUAAAUUCAUUUUUGCUCGUUAGGUUCAUUUUGGUCCAUGACAUCAGCUUUAGUUUUUCCCACAUUUGCAAACUGUGUAGCAAAGUUGGAGCAACUUUUAAGAUUCACCAACGAAAAUAUAAAGUUGGUCUUGAAUCCUUUUAGUUAUUCCAUACACCUUGUAGUUCAGGAGCUCUUCCUUGUGUAUGUGCCUAUUGUUUCCUAUUGCAUAACGAACCAUCAAAGUAGAAUGGAUGUCAGUUUCCUUUUGUGAAUUGUCAAAUGCUUGGUCUUUGAGCAUUGGCAAAUAUAGCCCUAAGAGAGUUGGAGCAAGGAUUUAUCCUGAUGCUGUUAUCAUUUUGGUCCUAAUAACCAGCUAGUACAAGCUUGGAUGUGGUAUAGUAACAUUCUAAAAUGUUGUGACCUUUUUUGUUCAACAUUAGCAUUGAGUGAGUAUACAUUCAAGAAGUUUUGUUAUAAAUGUAACUUAUAUGCCUGAUACACAUUCAGAGUAAAACAUUGAUAUACUGGUAGUACUAGAGGUCUCAUCUUUUCCAUUAUAUUUAUUUAAAAAAAAAAAAUAACCUUAUUCUUUUAAAGUAUUAUAAACAAACAUGAGGCCAGUGUCCAGUUAAAUUCCCUAUACUGGUUUUACAAACUACUAAUUUAUUAUUCCAUAACUAUUAACAAUUUAAACAAAACUAGUCUAUUUUUUUUUCUUAAUGCCAUACUAUAAAUAUCAUUGUAUUCAUGGUGUCUUAUGGCUUAAUUAAAAAUGAUUUCAUUGUUAUGUUUUGUGUUGCUGGAUACUUGGUCCACUUCUUACUUUGUAUGAAGAUAUUCAAGUGAAUUAAAAGAACUCAAUUCAA